AUGAUGGUCAAAGAUCGUGAAAUCGAAUCCUACAGAAACGAUUCUAAAUCACAGCAUCAAUUAUUCACCAAAGCAGAAAGAGAAAAACUAAUAGCUCCUUAUCUACCUGUGCCGCACGCUAUUUCGUCAAGACAGAGUAAAAAUGUCACAGUAUCAGCGAACAGAAAAGACAAUCCAAAAUUUCGCAUGAGAAUUGGAGCGCAAAAUCUCUUUCGAACGCAACUGCACAUCCUUUGUUUUGCAGUUCUACACAUCUUCUUUUCUAUCUACAUACGGUGUAGAAAAAUCCAGCAUGCAAUAAGGGAUAGGAUACUUGCUAUUCUCUACUAUCAUCAUCAUACGCCAGAACUCAUCCAGAGAGAUGUAAAAGGACUUAACCGCUUGCCCACCCACGUAAGCGUCAUACUACAUCUCGAUGAAGGAAGACGUGGGAUUGUUGGAUUAGAAGCUCUUGUGGAUGAAGUGGCAGAAAUUUCAGCGUGGUGUGCCUGUGCCGGUAUCCCAAUGCUCUCGAUAUAUGAGAAGACUGGUCUUCUCAAAGGCUAUAUAUCAGCUACUCACAGAGCCAUAACUGAGAAAUUAUCAUCAUACAUGGGGAACCAGCAGCCGACUUUAUCACUCCGAGCACCGCAUACAUCUUCUAUUGAAUCACCUAUCAGCACACCACCGAUCGAAAUUUUAAGCUCCACGCAAAUCUUAAAACACAUAUCUGUGCUCCUACUUUCUUCCGAGGAUGGACGAGAUUCCAUUGUUGAUUUGACCAAAACGUUGACAGAGAUGGCGCAGCGCUCUAAGCUCUCUAUGGGUGACGUAAGCAUUGAUUUAGUCGACGCGGAAAUAUCUGAAAGUGUAAUGGGCGAGCCAGAGCUACUAAUUCUUUUCACACCUACUGUUGAACUUUUAGGGUAUCCUGCUUGGCAGAUACGACUCACGGAGAUAUUUCACGUGGAGGACAAUGAAGGAGUCGGGUAUCAGGUAUUUUUACGUGCGUUAUACAGCUACGGAAAUGCGCAGAUGAGGUUUGGAAGAUAG
Molecule: messenger RNA, 1032 nt
Organism: Blumeria graminis f. sp. triticale
Lineage: Eukaryota; Fungi; Ascomycota; Leotiomycetes; Helotiales; Erysiphaceae
Source: the annotation of a GenBank genome assembly